Molecule: messenger RNA, 1199 nt
Organism: Tuber melanosporum (Perigord truffle)
Lineage: Eukaryota; Fungi; Ascomycota; Pezizomycetes; Pezizales; Tuberaceae
Exons: 3
Coding region: 83-904 (273 amino acids)
Cellular component (GO): cytoplasm
Molecular function (GO): phosphoadenylyl-sulfate reductase (thioredoxin) activity
Source: RefSeq, a predicted model, not a curated record
CCCUCAACGACCCAUCCCUGAGCGAUCCAUGUCACAGGAUGAAGAGUCGGGUUAUGAUUCCCCUGGCUCAGCUACCCCCAGCAUGCCUGAUGUUUAUUUCUCAAGUCCUCACUUGAAGUAUUUAAACCAGCAAUUGCAGACUCUCGAGCCGGAAGAAAUCCUCAAAUGGUGCAUGAUUUCUCUCCCAAAUCUAUUCCAGACUACAGCCUUUGGCCUUACCGGUCUCGUGACACUUGAUAUGCUAUCCCGUAUCAAUGCUGGGGCGCCCCGUCAGAUUGAUCUUAUCUUCCUCGAUACCCUCUACCAUUUCGAUGAAACCCUCGAACUUGUCGACAGAGUCCGUGAGCGUUACCCAAACUCGAAACUACACAUCUACAAGCCGAGCGGAUGUGCCAAUGCACGAGACUUUGAAUGUAUCCACGGGGAUAAUCUAUGGGACACCAACGACAAUCUCUACGACUAUCUUGCCAAGGUUGAGCCCGCACAGAGGGCUUACGCAGAACUCAAUGUGAAGGCUGUCCUCACCGGUCGUAGAAAGAGUCAGGGCGGAAAGAGGGGAGAUUUGGAUAUUAUCGGGCUGGAUGAUGCAGGGCUCAUUAAGGUCAACCCUUUAGCGAACUGGACGUUCAAGCAGGUUCGGGAGUACGUCACCAAGUACAACGUUCCUUACAACUCCCUUUUGGAUAUGGGAUACAAGAGCAUCGGGGACUGGCAUAGCACCAGUCCUAUUGCGGAGGGCGAAGACGAGCGGUCCGGUAGAUGGAAGGGCACCAACAAGACCGAGUGCGGUAUUCACAACCACCGCUCCAAGUACGCCGAAUACCUGCUCCAACAAGAGCAAAAGAAGAAUGGAGAAGCCCUUGUCGAUGCCCUCCACGAAGUCGGGUUACAAUGGGCCAUCUAGCCGGAUAACAAGCAAUGAAGAUGUUGGUGGUUUCUUUUUCAUCAUUACUGUCUAUAAUUCCCGUGAUUUUUGGGCAUCGGUAUGUUUCUUUACUGUGAAAAACGAGUUCAUUUCAUCAGUUUCUCUUCAUGGGCGGAGAACGGCGUUAUAUCAUUUUUUUUUUUUCCCUUUCCCAUUUGUUUGUCAUCGGUCAUUGCCAUGACUUACAUACAUAUUAUUUCCUUUUUCUUUCCCCCCAUCCCCUACUUUUGAGUACUAGUAGCAAAUAAAUCGAGAUGAGCAAUUCUAUCAUGAA